CCUAACCAAGAUGACUGACACUUUAAGCAUGAUGGCUUUAAAAAGGAAGAAAAAACUCCUCAUAUUGCCCAGCAGCUUUCAGAGAGGGAAAAUGUCUUCAGGCAUGGCUACAAAAAAUGACGACUUUAUUACAUUUAUGAGGGAAGUGAAGCGGUACAUUCAGUACGGGAGACCGAGAGACUUUUUGGAAGACCCUAAAGAAUUAAGGAAAAUAAGAGAAAGUGCACAGACUCAUGUUUUAGAUGAUGAAGAAUGCAGAAGAUAUCCUUCAAGGAGCUGGACUGAACAGUAUCGACAGCACACACUGCGAGUGGUUUAGGGAAUAUGUUAGACAGAAAAUUAGAAAGAGUGGAAGAAAGUCAGAGGAUGAAGCCUGCAACAUAGCAUUCUGCCAAAAUAAAGGAUACCAUUGAUGGAUACAGUGUAGCACUUGCCAAAGUUGGCUACAUAUCAUUUGUGCUGAAGUCAAAUGUUCUAAAAAAACACUUCGUAAAACCCAGUUUACAUGCCCAAUGUGCAUUUCUGUACAAGGUUAGCUGAAAAUUGCAUCUGUAUUACUGGUUUAAAGUUUUCUCAACCCAUAACAUAAUGCAAUUUACAUAUAUUUAUAUGAUAGUACUGAAAUCUGAUAAAGUUUUUAAAAUAGUUUUCGAUGCAAACUGAGACUGAAAUAAAAACUUUUUAUUUAUUUUAUUAGAACAUUUGAUUUAGUGCAUGCUACUAAAGUGUAUUGAUUUAAUGAAAAAAAUGAUAAUCAUCCACUUACUGGGAUCCCAGGGACCUACUACAUUGUCACUUAUUUUAAAUGUACAUGACUUAUUACUGUAAGGUGAGAAUAAAUAAAAUAAAAGUCUUGUGACUAAGACAACUUGUUUUAGCAUAUUUAUUCAUUUUAUGUAACUUUUCUCCUAGACCAGCAUUUGUUGGUCUAAAUAAUUGUAUUGAUAACCAAUAUACAUUUUGUAAAAGGCUCUAUAAAGAAGAAGAAUAAAUGCUGAAAGCAAAAGGAUGUUACAGUAACAAAAAAAAAAAUCAUUUGUAAAAGCUUUCUAAAUAGCUAUAUGGAAUGUUUCCAAUAACCAUUAAAUGAAUAAGGUAUCAGUUCUCCGAAAAUAAUGAUAAGGUAAAAGUAAAAACUGAAUGGAAACGUGUAUGUAUACAUCGUAGCAGUUAAAGCUAAUAAUCUGUAUGACUGAAAUUAAUUCAUCAAAAAAAGUACUUCAUAUGAGUAUAUAUGAUAUUGACCUUGUAAAGAACACACUGCAAUAGUUACAUUAUACAAAAUACACAAAUAAGAGAAUAAAAAAAUGUAUAAGAAAUAUUAGAAAAUCAAUCGGAUGUGCUGUCCAAAACACUUUCGUUCUCAUUAAUUCUGUCAACACUUGAUGUUGGUAAAUAUGAGGCAUCUAAACAACCUUCUCCACAACUUAAUUUUCAAUUGUCUCACUGCCUUUUGGCAAACCCUAUAUACCUCAGGACUGAAGUGAUAUAUGCACAACUUCCAACUGUCUAGAAACCUACUUUACACUGACAGUACCAGCCACUGAUGGUUCUCAUUUUUGCUACUGGAGGUCUGGCUCCAUGGGCUGUACUGGUGGCUAGAUGUGUGCCUU
Lingula anatina is the source of this 1613-nucleotide messenger RNA. RefSeq lists its product as uncharacterized. NCBI's taxonomy places the organism in Eukaryota, Metazoa, Brachiopoda, Lingulata, Lingulida, Lingulidae. The record is from RefSeq and is a predicted model, not a curated record.